Molecule: messenger RNA, 1379 nt
Organism: Hemicordylus capensis (graceful crag lizard)
Lineage: Eukaryota; Metazoa; Chordata; Lepidosauria; Squamata; Cordylidae
Gene: ACAT2
Product: acetyl-CoA acetyltransferase 2
Exons: 9
Coding region: 117-1307 (396 amino acids)
Biological process (GO): fatty acid beta-oxidation
Molecular function (GO): acetyl-CoA C-acetyltransferase activity
Source: RefSeq, a predicted model, not a curated record
CGGGGGUUUGGCUGCCUGCGGGUGGGAGUAAGGGAGGCGCUAGGCGACUUGGGCGUCUAGAGAGGCUGAGCGGCAAGUCGCAGCAGCAGAAUCCGAAGCAACACUUGAGAACCAUCAUGAACGCCGGGAAGGAAGCGGUUGUGCUCGUAGCCGCUGCAAGGACCCCGAUCGGAUCCUUCAAUGGUGCCCUGUCUACUUUGCAUGCCCAUGAGCUGGGCUCUAUAGUCAUUAAGGAAGUGUUGGAGAGAGCAAAAAUCAGUCCUGAUGAAGUGUCUGAGGUUAUAUUUGGACAAGUCUUGACAGCAGGUGCUGGUCAAAACCCUGCUCGACAAGCCAGUGUUGGUGCAGGGAUUCCAUAUCAGGUACCAGCUUGGAGUUGUCAAAUGAUUUGUGGUUCGGGCCUGAAAGCCGUGUGCCUAGGGGCUCAAUCCAUCAUGGCAGGAGAUUCUAGCCUUGUGGUGGCUGGAGGCAUGGAGAGCAUGAGCAAGGCACCACAUCUCAUUCACAUGCGCAGUGGGGUGAGGAUGGGGGAGACCUCCUUGCAGGACAGCAUAAUCUUAGAUGGCCUGACAGAUGCCUUUUAUCAUUACCACAUGGGUAUAACCGCUGAAAACGUGGCCAAGCAAUGGCAGGUGAGCCGAGAAGAACAAGACCAACUGGCUGUAAAGUCACAGAACAAGGCUGAAAAGGCCCAGAAGGCUGGCUAUUUUGAGAAAGAGAUUGUACCCGUUCUUGUGCCUUCCAGGAAAGGUCCUGUUGAAGUUAAAGCAGAUGAGCAUCCCCGCCAUGGUAGCAAUUUAGAGACAAUGGCAAAGCUAAAGCCUUUCUUUGUGACUGAUGGAACAGGAACUGUGACUGCAGCGAAUGCCUCAGGUGUGAACGAUGGAGCUGCAGCUGUAAUUCUCAUGACAAAAACGGAGGCUGCUAGACGGGGUCUUACUCCUUUGGCGCAGAUAGUGUCUUGGGCUCAAGCUGGUGUCGACCCUUCUGUAAUGGGCACAGGACCUAUCCCAGCAAUAAAGAAAGCUGUGGAGAAAGCAGGCUGGACAGUGGACCAAGUUGAUUUGUAUGAAAUUAAUGAAGCCUUUGCUUCACUAGGUGUAGCAAUAACAAAAGAGCUAAAACUGAACCCAGAAAAGGUUAAUGUUGAAGGUGGAGCUGUUGCCCUUGGACAUCCUCUUGGAGCAUCUGGUUGCCGCAUUCUUGUCACUCUUGUGCAUGCACUGGAACGAAUGGGUGGAAAACGGGGAGUUGCUGCCUUGUGUAUAGGAGGAGGAAUGGGCAUAGCUAUGUGUGUUGAAAGAUAAUGUAAGCUUUACGUCUGUACUGACUUAUGGUGUGGCUUCUUUUACUAAUAAAGCAAAGUUCCAUCCAGUGUA